AUGGUAAGUCUUCUACCGCUCGGCCUUUUGAAUGCGGCGCAAGGCCAUCCAAUGCUGGUGGAGCUGAAGAAUGGAGAAACGUUGAAUGGUCACCUCGUGAACUGCGACAACUGGAUGAACCUGACACUGAAGGAAGUGGUGCAGACAAGUCCUGAGGGCGACCGUUUCUUUAGACUACCAGAGGUUUACGUCCGGGGAAAUAAUAUAAAGUACCUCCGAGUCCCAGAAGAAGUGGUUGAUUUAGCCAGAGAUCAACAACAGAACCAGCAGUCAGGACGUAGUCGUGGUGGUGAUAGACAGCACAGGGAUUCAGGGCGAGGUGACCGGGGAGGACGAGGCGGCCGCGGAGGCAGAGGACGUGGCAGGGGAAGAUAG
Nannizzia gypsea CBS 118893 is the source of this 375-nucleotide messenger RNA. RefSeq lists its product as hypothetical. Lineage: Eukaryota; Fungi; Ascomycota; Eurotiomycetes; Onygenales; Arthrodermataceae. Gene Ontology annotation, cellular component: spliceosomal tri-snRNP complex; U6 snRNP; P-body. Gene Ontology annotation, molecular function: U6 snRNA binding. The record is from RefSeq and is a predicted model, not a curated record. The transcript has 3 exons. The coding region runs from base 1 to 375 and encodes 124 amino acids. Gene Ontology annotation, biological process: spliceosomal snRNP assembly; P-body assembly; nuclear-transcribed mRNA catabolic process.